Phytomonas sp. EM1 is the source of this 1128-nucleotide messenger RNA. NCBI's taxonomy places the organism in Eukaryota, Euglenozoa, Kinetoplastea, Trypanosomatida, Trypanosomatidae. The record is from the annotation of a GenBank genome assembly.
AUGGCGUCCACAGCAUUCACAAUCAGGAUUCCCUCCCGUGCGCUCAUUAGACUGCGCGGGACGGAUGCACAUGAGUUAUUACAAGGCCUCUUUACGAAUGAUUUGCGUGAACUGCGGCCUGGGGGCAGCCUAUGGGGCUGCUUUCUUUUCUUUACCGGACGGGUUAUGUGCGACGCCUACCUCUACCAGAGCAAAAAAGUCUACAAAGGGCAGUCUGCCAUCCUUGUCGAUAUUCACCGGAGCUGCCUCGAGCAUCUCAUGGAGCACCUUUUCGAAAUGAAGAUGCGUAAGAAGGUGCAGAUCGAUGACGUCUCCAACGAGUUAGCCGUUCUCGCCUCGUAUGAACCAAGUAAUGCGCAACCAGUAGACCUCGACACUGUGCGGCAAUCCGAGGAAACUAGCCACCUAUCGGACCGGAACGAUGCGGAUCAAUCCGAUGGGAACCGCGUGGGUAGCGGGAAAGAUUCUUCGACGCUCCUCGAGGCUCAUGCAGAGCAUUUUGAGGAUCCCCGUAAUUUUGCUUUAUCGUAUAGUCGUGCAUGCGGUGAGGGCCCCUUGGAGACUCAUACUUCCUCAGCUCCCUUGCUAACUAAAACCAUCAUGUCGCGAUCCUGGGCGCCGAGUACAACUCUUUGUGAGGAUGUCUACCAACAGCUGCUUCUUUCCAACGGCAUCGGUGAGGGCCCUGAGGUGUUCAAGUACAACAAAACACUUCCAUUCGAAUCAAACGUGGAUUUCCUCAAGGGUGUCUCCUUCCAUAAGGGCUGUUAUGUUGGGCAGGAGCUUACACACCGGACCCACGUCAUGCUGGUGACGCGCAAGCGUAAUGUACCUUUGGUGUUUCCUACCGUAAAAAGUUUAGCGAACCCGUCAUCGUUGUCAUUAACUGGGGAAAUAUCUCCGUCUAUUGCGAUCGGUGAAGGGCUUUAUGUUUCUGGAAAGGAAAAGGUAGGCGAGAUAACCACCAUAAGUGGAUGCUACGGCCUGGGUCUAAUCCGGAUGAAAUACGUCGAUAAAGAGACCAAGACUAUUCCUGGGUUGUCGCUAAGGGACGGGACACCCGUCGAGAUGUUUAUUCCGUCGUGGUGGCCUCGAAAGGAGGUGAAUAAAAUGCUUAAAGGCAACUAA